CUGGUGAGAAGUUGAAUGGCAUUCAGGUCAACCCCACCAGCCAGCAGGAGAUGAGGGAAAAUGUGGAAAAAGUCUUACAGUUCGUGGCAUCAAAAAAGAUCCGCAUGCAUCAGACAUCAGCAAAAGAUAUUGUUGAUGGGAACUUGAAAUCUAUCAUGAGGUUGAUCUUGGCCUUAGCUGCUCAUUUCAAACCAGGCUCCGGGAGAGCAAUGAAUCAUAGCCCUGCUGGUGUGGUGGGGAAGAGCUUGUCAGCAUCGUCUGCCAGUCACAGGCCUCGCUCAGCUGCUGCAGUGGCCCAAGGGGCGGUGACUGCUCUGGCAGAUGUUCGUCAAGAUGUCUUGCAAUCCGGCCGGGAUGUUUUCCGGCACAGACAGAGAAAUAGCAGCAUGGAUGAGGAGAUGAAAAACCCCUACUGGAGUGUCCGAGCACUGGUGCAGCAGUAUGAAGGGCAGCAGAACAUGCCAUUGGAAUCCCACUCUUCCAG
This is a messenger RNA of Fulmarus glacialis (Northern fulmar), 484 nucleotides long. RefSeq names its product dixin-like. The transcript has 3 exons. The annotation marks the transcript as partial. Gene Ontology annotation, molecular function: protein binding. Gene Ontology annotation, biological process: canonical Wnt signaling pathway. The record is from RefSeq and is a predicted model, not a curated record. Gene Ontology annotation, cellular component: cytosol. Lineage: Eukaryota; Metazoa; Chordata; Aves; Procellariiformes; Procellariidae.